AUAAAUGUGUAUACAAAAUGAGGGACACGGCUCAGCUUGACUGUUAGUUCGGCCGGAGCAGUUAAAGUGACAGAUACGUGCGAACUGUGGAGACGGAUAAAAAAAAAUUGCAUAGAGAGUGUCAAAGUGAUAUUUUUACAGCGUGAGCGCACAAAAAAAACUACCAACAAGGAAUAGAGUUUCACUACACAACAACAAAAUACCAGCGAAAUACCGGCGAAAAAAUAAAUAAAAAUUUUCGCAAAUAAAACUUUACGAAAAAAAAAAUUGGAAUUUUAUUCAGCGCUUAGGAAAUGGAGAACGCCAGCCGCAAAAACUAAAAAAAAAAAAUUAAAAAAUAAAAUAACAAAAAUUGCACAAAAUACCAAUACGUGCCGCGGCUAUUGUAAUUCAACAAAUUCAGCAAUUUGACGCGUCGUCUCGCGUCGCUGCAUAGUUUACAUUGUGCGCUGCAGGCGGGCCAAGCGCCAGCGGAAAGAGGAUUGCUUUGUUGCUGCAACUGGAAAGUUUAGUUGAAAUUGUAAACGCUCGCAAACGUGACGGUGAAAAUUGUGUUGCGGCGUAUACAAGUGUACAAGUGAUUAAUAGAGAAUAUCCUGUGGAAGGCAGAAAACGAAAACUUCUUUUUAUUUUUAGAAAAGAAAUCACAACAAUUCUCCGGCAAAAACACUGCAGACACGCCAUCAGAUACCAUGAGACUUGCAUUUAUUAUUUGACAAAAGUUUCAAUAUUGGCAGCGAAAUUUCCAUAUACGUAAAAUACAACCGUUAAAGAUGACCACACAGUACAAUAACAAUUUCGAGCUACGUUUAACCGAUGACGAGGUUACAGAAGGUGCCUUACAAGUAUGGCGUGCAUUGCCCGAACGCAUACGUCAGGAUCCCAGUUUAGCAUCGUUUCGCAUGGAACAUGAACGUCUGCAUGGUGAUUUGGAUCCAUUGCCUUCGCCGGAUGUGCCCGAACACUAUGUUAAGACGCCGAAUGCUUUCACUAAGGUUGGCAUCAAUGUGACCAAUGAGUUGGGACAAGUGCGCAUCCUGGAAGUUAGGGAUAUGGAAAACAAUAAUGAAGAUCACCAUGACGAACACGAUGAGCCACGGUCGCGUAGGAGGAAAAUCCUUAAAUGGUUCAAAAUUUCAAUACUCUUGGUUGUGUGGGCUGUAUUUACUGCAUUCCUGAUGUCGAAUAACGAACACGUCGAUGAAUUGAGACUGAUCAGUGUUCCUAGAAGUGGCGAAGAGAAAUUGUUUCCCGCCACAACCGCCACUUUAUCACGUCUCGGUCUCAAAUUAAAAGGUCCUUUUCGCCAACAAGAAGCCGAUCCGUUGGGUAAAAAUAAUAACACCUUUGCCGCACCACCAACGCUACAUGUACAAGUGCAACGCAAAUACUACAAUGCCAGCGGUGAUGAGUUCUACGUGGAGGACGCCUCCAAAGUAUGGAAACUUGCCAUUGUCUAUCCAGAACAAUUGGAUACGACAAAGGAGUCGUGGAAGGCAAACAAUUAUGACAUAUCGCCAGUUGAUGAAGAGCUCUUGCUCCAAGCCAAUUAUACUACAUUAAAUUUACGUUUUAUCGCCAACAUCGAGUCGGAGUUCCCACUACAGUUGUCUAUCGAUGAGUCGCCCAUUUACAAGAAGGAGGGUGUCAUUUAUGCCGCGAUAGUGCUGUGUGGCUUGUAUAUAAUGAUUAUUUGGGAAAUUGUCAAUCGUACCUUUGCGGCAAUGAUUGCCUCGACACUGUCGGUUGGUAUACUCGCCGCGCUGAACUCACGGCCCUCGAUGGCGACCAUAAUGGGUUGGAUUGAUGUGGAAACUCUGCUGUUGUUGUUCGGUAUGAUGAUACUGGUGGCUAUACUCUCAGAGACUGGCAUUUUCGAUUACUUGGCUGUGUAUGCUUAUAAGAUAACUAACGGUCAUGUUUGGCCACUCAUCAAUUGUCUGUGUCUAUUCACGGCGAUACUCUCCUCAUUUUUGGACAACGUGACAACCGUGUUGCUGAUGACGCCCGUCACUAUACGCCUCUGUGAGGUUAUGUCGCUGAAUCCGGUGCCUAUACUCAUGUGCAUGGUGAUCUAUUCGAAUAUUGGUGGCGCUCUAACGCCUGUGGGUGAUCCACCAAAUGUGAUAAUUGCUUCGAAUAAUUUCAUUUCAAGAAAUGGUGUCAAUUUUGCCAUCUUCACGCUGCACAUGCUGCCCGGCGUAAUAUUGGUUAUGCUGCAAACCUAUGUGCAGUUACGUUUUAAAUUCCGUAAUACAAACGAUCUACAGUUCAAAGACUCACCCGAAGUGGAGGAGUUGCGUCACGAAAUACACGUGUGGAAACGUGCCGCACAAAGUCUUUCCGCCUACUCGAAGGAUGAGGAAAUUGUGCGUCAAACGCUGAUGAAAAAGGUGAAUCGCUUGAAGCGCAGUCUGAAGAAACGCGUCUCAGAGGCGGUAGAGCCAGCGCCAAACUAUAAUCAAACACUGACGCAGCUGCAAGCGAAGUACCCGAUACGCAACAAGUCACUGCUGAUCAAAUGCUCCUUCGCUCUGGUCUUUGUCAUCAGUUUAUUUUUCCUACACUCAGUGCCAGAGCUGCAACGUCUCUCCCUAGGUUGGACUGCACUUUUGGGUGCGAUAUUCCUACUGAUUUUGGCUGAUAUUGAGGAUAUGGAAGCGAUAUUGGCACGUGUCGAAUGGUCAACAUUGCUCUUCUUUGCCGCACUCUUUAUUCUUAUGGAAGCGCUUUCGGAACUCGGUCUGAUCGAAUGGAUUGGCCAGAUGACGGAGAGCAUCAUUUUGGGUGUGAGUGAAGGUUCGCGUCUCAUGGUGGCUGUUUUAAUUAUACUUUGGGUUUCGGCCAUAACCUCUGCAUUUGUUGAUAAUAUUCCACUGACCACAAUGAUGGUAAAGAUCACGAUAUCCUUGGCGGAAAACUCUGCAUUGAAUUUACCACUACAACCGCUAGUGUGGGCUUUGGCUUUGGGAGCUUGCUUGGGUGGUAAUGGCACUCUAAUUGGCGCUUCGGCAAAUGUGGUUUGCGCCGGCGUUGCCGAGCAGCAUGGCUACAAAUUCACUUUUCUCGAAUUCUUCAAGGUCGGUUUUCCAGUUAUGAUCGGCAGCAUUGUCGUAUCCACCGCAUAUCUACUCUUCGUACAUGUGCUCUUUGCUUGGCACUGAGUUGGGUGAGCGCGCAGGAGAGCAGACAUUGGUUGUAGUAUAUACAUAUAUACUAAAAAAAUAUAUAUAUAUAAUAUAUAUAAAUAGGAAAGAAAUAUACAUAUUUGUAUAAGAAAAACAAAUACCUCGUGGAACUGGAAAGACAUUUAAAGGAAUUUACAACAAACGAAAUAAAAUACGAGCUUAGCUAACAAAAGUGAAAUAAAACAACAACAAAUGUGAGAAUUUGCGUUAAUUUCUUAUACAAUUUUGUUCUACGACUAUUGAAAUGCUUAACAUUGUAGAUAUAUGUAUGUAUGUAUAUUUCAGUGUUAGUUUAUGUUUAUAAAAAAAAUAAAAAUAAAAAAAAAA
Ceratitis capitata (Mediterranean fruit fly) is the source of this 3515-nucleotide messenger RNA. RefSeq names its product P protein (gene hoe1). The coding region runs from base 774 to 3164 and encodes 796 amino acids. Gene Ontology annotation, cellular component: membrane. The record is from RefSeq and is a predicted model, not a curated record. The transcript is spliced from 13 exons. Gene Ontology annotation, biological process: transmembrane transport. Lineage: Eukaryota; Metazoa; Arthropoda; Insecta; Diptera; Tephritidae.